ACGAUCUUUGUGCUGCACACGAAAAGGAAAUGAAACGGUGACUUCUCCAUUCCGAAAUCCCCCCCCCCCCUCAUCUUUAGCUGUAACGAAUGUUUGUUCGAUCGAAAUCCUUGAGAGACGUAACGUUUAUUCAUCGGUCUUCGGGUUUUUGGCUGGUUUUUGGCUUUCCCCUUAUGUGGAGCCUGCUGUUCACCGUGGGGAAUUUGCUCCAUGUGAAAUUCUAGGCGCCAGAUUUACCGAGCUCGACUGCACAAAGUUGAUAGGCAAGCUAGCUAGCCAGCCUACUAGCUAACUUUUAGCUAGCUUACUUGCUGACUAGCUUGCAGUGCUGGUCGGGGAGCUCAAUUUUGUCAACGGUUUUCGGGGUGUCGUUUUGUCAUUGUACAGAAACUGGGUGUGAUUAUUUUCCUGAAAUCCGAAAAUUGUUUUCGGUGAGGUUUAGAGUUGUAAGACAAUUGUUCCUAGCUAGCGUGCUCGAUAUAGCCUGCUAGCUAAUACCUCGCGUAUUUAUCUUGGAAGCCAAUUCAAGGCCUCAGUCCAGCACCACCAUCAGCUGCCACUACCACCAUAGUAUUUGCAUCGUGCAGUGAGAGUUGACAGCUUCCUUGGUGACACAGAGACUUCUCCCUGAGGAGCCAAGAAGCAGACGGCUCAUGACUUCUGACCAGGACACGAAAGUUGUAGCUGAACCACAGGUGCAGCAAGUACAAGAGGCAAAAGAGAACUCUCAUUUGAGGGAGUGUACAGCAGUAAGAGAACCAAGAUUGGAUGGCAUUUAUUCGACCCAUUCAAAUGAUACUGCCUCAGGGGAAUCCGCCAAGGUUUCAGACCUCAACCCCAAUGCGAAAGCAUGGGGCAACCACAUGUUUAGCCUGGACCCCAGUGGGAGUACUGAUACCACAACAGCUGCCCUGCAGCCAUGGAAGGAAGGCUGUGAUAGUUUGGCCGAUCCCGGCCCAGAAGACUAUGAAGCCAGUGAUGACAAAGCUUGCAGGAAGCCCCUACUAACCAACCCAGAUGAGCCUCCACCAGUGCCAGUAAUGCUGGCCGAGCCGACCACUGUGGCCUCCAUCAGUGUGGAGUGCUCUGAACCAGCCUACACAGUAUACCCCGAGCCUGGGCAGCCUUUGCACACAGCAGGCAGUGAUCCCCAGCCUGAGAAUCCCCAGGAGGGCUUGAGGGAGCACCUGAAGAAGACCCUGGAGUUCUGUCUUUCCCGGGAGAAUCUGGCCAGUGACAUGUACCUCAUCUCCCAGAUGGACAGCGACCAGUAUGUGCCAAUUGUGACUGUGGCCAACCUGGACCACAUCAAAAAGCUCAGCACUGACGUGGAGCUGAUCGUGGACAUUUUACGAUCUCUCCCAUUGGUCCAGGUGGAUGACAAGGGGGAGAAGGUGCGACCCAAUCAGAAUCGCUGCAUUGUGAUCCUCAGAGAGGUUCCAGAGAGUACACCUAUAGAGGAGGUUGAGGCUCUUUUUAAAGGGGACAACUUACCCAAGUUCAUCAACUGUGAAUUUGCCUACAAUGACAACUGGUUUAUCACCUUUGAAUCAGAAGCAGAUGCGCAACAGGCAUAUCAAUAUCUCCGUGAGGAGGUGAAGACCUUCCAAGGGAAGCCAAUUAAGGCGAGGAUAAAGGCGAAGGCAAUCGCUAUCAACACUUUCAUACCAAAGAAUGGUUACAGGCCAGUGGAGGUUAACCCGUAUGUCCAGCGCUACACGUCUUACUACAUCCCACCUGUUUACAGCCCCCAGCAGCAGUUCCCCCUCUAUGGCCUCAUCACACCGCAGGCCUGGUCGGCAACACACAGCUUCAUUGACCCUUCACUGGUUCCCCCAUUUCACAGCAGCCAGUUCAUCAAUGGAUUUACGACAUCACACAGUUUCAAGCCAACGACAUCACCCCUUGCUGUUGGACACUACUCCCCCAGGAACAGGAAUCACAGUAAACCUCACUUGAGGCCGACAGUCCCCACAGCAGACCGCAGCACUGGCCUUUUGGACAGCCCAGCACUCUUUCCCAGCUUCCCCAGCGAGAGACUCAAUGGAGUUCGAAGCAGCCCGCCGACACGGCUCUCCACCGGCCAGCCCAGAACCAGGUUACCCUCCAGCACGGCUUUCCCCCGCAGGGACACUGUGGGCACGGGGCGAGUAACUGAGCACACAACCACAGACUACUCGCUGGGUGUCGGUCGAGGAAGGAAAAAUGUUUCUGCUUCUAGGAAAAAGAGGGACGAAAAGUUUACAAGAGUGACACCCCAGUCGCCGCCGCCUCCUCCUCCCAAACCCCCAUCUCCGAGCUUUGAGUUGGGCCUCUCCAGCUUCCCUCCCCUGCCUGGAGCAGCUGGCCAGCUCAAGACAGAUGACGUAUUCGACAGCCGGCCGGCCAGCAGCAUUGUUGUCGGAACCACCAAGGAACGGAAUGUAAGUGCUGAGUCCAGCACUGGGGGAGCGGUCUCUCCAGUGGGCCCCAAAGAGCCUCUUCGGUCCUCCACCUCCCCAAUGCCUACAAGCUUCCAGUCCUCGCCAACCACAGAGACCCCCACCUCGGCACUGACGCUGUCCCCAGCCACCGCCCCGCCGCACAGUCCCGCUCCCUCCCUGCCAGCAGCGGAGGUGAAGGCAACAGAGGUGAAGUUGAAGGAGAUACCGCUGUCUGUAGAGCGAGUCCCCGGCACUCUGUCCACUGCAAGCAAAUCAGUGCAAGUCAACGGUGCUGCCACAGAGCUGAGGAAGCCCUCCUAUGCUGAGAUCUGCCAGCGCGUGAAGGAUGCCCCAACAUUACAGCAGCCCGCGACCCCAAAGGAAGCCAAGCCAGCCUGCACGGCCCCCGCAGGCGAGGAGAGGAAGUUUCCCGAUGCUUCUAUCCUAGCAGGGGAGACUAAAGCCAGAGAGACAUGCCCCCCCUCCUCCAAAUCCAGUUCGAUGGCUGUCACCCCAGGAAGACCUGCGAGGGAGGCCCGAAGGCCGGGCGGGCGGUGGGCCUCCCCACCCUCACACCCAGGGAAACCCCCCAGCAAAGAUCCCCACCACACUCCACCCAAGUCACCACAGUAGGGAGACUUCCUGCCUCUCCCUGGAUUCUCCAACUCCCCCCCAUGCUCCACAGAUGCGUUUAAAAAAAAGGAAAUCUAAGUCAGGGCUACUCGACACUUAUCCAACUCACCACUCGCAAACAAGCAUAGAGGACGCCUUCUUUCCUGGGUCAGGGCCUGCAGACAAAAAGCACUUUACUGUGCAUGUAGAGCACCGUUUCAUUCUUUUUACUCUAUUUAUUUGCUUCUUUAAUUUUAAACUUUCUCUUAUUUCUCCUUUUCUCUUUUUUGCAUUAUGUAGUUGUGCCAGUGUGCAGUUGGCACCGACAGCACUGAAAUUCAUUCAUUCUGCCCAAACAGCCUUCUGGGACUUAAAUUAGUCUAGUGUGCACAGCAGCAGGGCAUUGUUGGCUGAUGGCAUGUUGAGUGGCACCGGAGUGCAACAUUAUGUAGCUUAAUUAUGGCUCAUAAUUACCAGGUGUGAUUUUAAUACAUAUUCACUUCCAUAUGCAACUUAAGAUCUGAAUCACAAUGAAUCUUGGAUUCUGUGGUUUACAUCACCUCAGUCAUUUCUUUCAACUUAUUUGCCCUUAUUUACAUGUUCCUUUGUUUUUUACAAGUUCAGCUUUGUUUGCAGACUGUUGUUGUACAGAUAGUGCUGGUGAUCGUUGCUGGGUGUCUCCUUAGCGUUUUCCUUCUCUGAUCAUUUCUCUCUCUCUCUGUGGUUAUUUUUGUUGUGCUAACACUGCUAACUGGCUAGUUAUGUUACAUAGCUUUUGUCUAACAGGGCCGUUUUUAGUGCCAGGCAGGAGUGAUGUCUAUCUGCAACUAAAACAAAAAAUUAGCAAGCAAGGCCAGAAUUUGUUUGUUGCAAAUGUCUAAGUGGGUUUAGAUGGUUUAGAUGGCAAAAUUUUCUUGGCAUUGCAUUUUUGAGGAAAGCAGAACAAGCAGCUGCAACGCUCUCCUCUUUUACUUCCUGUAAAAUUUGAUUGGAUUAAACGCAGCAGGUCCAGGACAAGGCAGGUCUCAUGCAGACAUUUAAAAUCCAGUUGUGCUGAUACAACAGCUGCUUUUCACCUAAAGCUGUUUGGUUCACUCUGGAAGCGAUGAAAAACUGGUGCAAAGGAAAUGAACACUAGCUACCAUUCAGACACCAUAACCCAAGUCAGUUUACCAAGGAGGUGGUGUGCUGAGACACUGUGACUCUUCAGGGGACAAGGAGCGUUGGUUUCCUGCUCGUGUCCAGAGUUUUGGUGACAGUGGGCUGUUUCUUGUUCAAACCAUUCAAACAGCAUGUUUCUCCUCCUAGAUAUGGUGCUAGACGUCCAGUCCCGGAAUCUGUUACUACAACUCAUCUGACACUGUACAUAGAAUACUUGAUUUACAUUUGCAAAAUUUUAUUUACACUGUUGGUGUUUUCUCAGACUUGCAGGUAUUAGAUUGUCUCAUCUGAAGCAAAAAAAGGGAAUUGGUCCUCAAAGUUAUGAAAUAAUUCAGUUUUCCAGGAGCAACGAAACUAAGACCCUGCACACAGUUGCUGGAGCCGUUUGGUUUGUGGUUCUGCCUGUUGAACGAGAGGUGUUUGUGAAGUCAUGUGGCGCUGCACAGAGUUGUCCAGGUUGUUAUAUUUAUUAUGGCCCGCUAUUGAUGCUGAGGUAAUUUUUUAUUUUUGUGGAAGAAGUUGGUGCUUGAAUAGAUGCAUCGGUUUAGAUUUGGCCUCUGUUUUGGUAUCGGUGAGAAUUUUCUUUGAACGAGUGCACAUAAAGCUGAUGGAUAUGGAAAGUGAGAUAGCUGAAUAGACCUAGGAUAUUUUUGAUGAAACUUAACCAAAGGAAAAUGAUAACUGGGUUGUUUGUAGCACAGUUGACCGUGUUAGCAUGUGAAAGAGAUUGUCUGGAGCUCGUGAACAGCGAUGAGUCGAGCAAAACAUUUAAACAAGCAGUUAACAGGCAGAAGAGCAGGCGCC
This is a messenger RNA of Monopterus albus (swamp eel), 5000 nucleotides long. It is a transcript of the gene larp4b, whose product is annotated as La ribonucleoprotein 4B. Gene Ontology annotation, biological process: positive regulation of translation. NCBI's taxonomy places the organism in Eukaryota, Metazoa, Chordata, Actinopteri, Synbranchiformes, Synbranchidae. Gene Ontology annotation, molecular function: mRNA 3'-UTR binding. The transcript is spliced from 19 exons. The record is from RefSeq and is a predicted model, not a curated record. The coding region runs from base 654 to 3056 and encodes 800 amino acids. Gene Ontology annotation, cellular component: cytoplasmic stress granule; cytosol.